This is a messenger RNA of Anas platyrhynchos (mallard), 4111 nucleotides long. Its product is annotated as cytochrome P450 2K4. Gene Ontology annotation, biological process: xenobiotic metabolic process. The record is from RefSeq and is a predicted model, not a curated record. Gene Ontology annotation, cellular component: cytoplasm; intracellular membrane-bounded organelle. Lineage: Eukaryota; Metazoa; Chordata; Aves; Anseriformes; Anatidae. Gene Ontology annotation, molecular function: heme binding; iron ion binding; oxidoreductase activity, acting on paired donors, with incorporation or reduction of molecular oxygen, reduced flavin or flavoprotein as one donor, and incorporation of one atom of oxygen.
UGCCCGUAACACUGGAAAACAAACACCUUGCCCUGGUGUUGUAGAUGAAAUAGGAGCUCCAGAUUAAGAUAAUCCAUGCUUCUCAAUAAAAUAGGGCGCUUUUUUGGCAAGAAAAGAGUACAUGUGGUCUGAAUGGACGUAAACAAGACACGAGAGCCCUUUUCUCCAUGUAAAGCCACUUCCCCACAAGGUGUGUUCAGGCGAUGACAGAAGGGCUAUAAAGGAAGCCCCAAGAUGCUCCUACCUACAUUUUGACCUAGACAUGGCCAUAAUGAGUCUGCUGCAAUGCAUGGGUGCUAGCUCGCUGCUCUAUUUGGCAGCAGGGCUGGUCACUCUCCUUUACUUUCUGACCAGCUUGAAGAAGACGGUUUGCAACUUGCCUCCUGGGCCGCGACCUCUUCCUCUGAUUGGAAACUUGAACGUGGUGGACCUGAAAAAGCCGUUCCAGUCGCUGACAGAGCUCUCCAAGACAUAUGGCAAUGUCUUCACUGUGCAUUUUGGACCCAGGAAAGCUGUGGUACUGGCUGGAUAUGAAACCAUCAAGGAUGCCCUUUUAACUCAUGCUGACGAAUUUGGAGAGAGAGCUGAAAUACCCAUAUUUAGGAAAAUGACACAAGGAAAUGGCAUAGCAUUCAGCCAUGGAGAGCUGUGGAAAGUUAUGAGAAGAUUCACCUUGUCCACACUGAGAGAUUUUGGGAUGGGAAGGAGAACAAUUGAGGUCCGAAUCCUUGAGGAACUAAAUUCUCUUGUUAAAUAUUUUGAAUCAUAUCAAGGGAAACCAUUUGACACGAAGAUGAUACUCAACAACGCUGUAUCCAACGUCAUCUGCUCUAUAUUGUUUGGAGAGAGGUUUGAGUACGAUGAUCCUGCAUUUCUAACUUUGCUGAAGCUGUUAAAUGAGAAUACCAAGCUGUUGGGCUCCCCGAUGGUGCUGUUAUAUAAUUUCUACCCAUCCCUUGGAUUUCUCUUUGGAGCUUCCAAGACUGUGCUACAAAAUAUCAAUGAGCUGAACGCUUUCCUCCAGAAGCUCUUCCAAGAGCACAAAGAAGAGUUUAAUGAGAAUAACUUAACAGGUUUUGUCGAUGCCUUUCUGAUGAAGCAACAACAGGAGUCAAAGAAACCCCACACUAUGUUCCACAAUGAAAGCUUGUUGUUUUCAACCCUGGACCUGUUUGCUGCUGGGACUGAGACCACUUCUACAACUGUGCGCUGGGGUCUUCUUCUGAUGAUGAAAUACCCAGAAAUUCAGAGAAAGAUUCAAGAAGAAAUGAACCACGUCAUUGAACCUGGAGAGAUGCCUAAGUUGGAGGACAGGAAAAAAAUGCCUUACACGGAUGCAGUGAUACAUGAAAUACAAAGAUUUGCCAAUAUUGUCCCAAUGGGUGUAUCACGAGCAACACCAACCGAUGUGAAUUUCCGAGGUUAUGUGAUUCCUAAGGGUACAGAGGUUAUUCCGCUGCUGACCUCCGCUCUGAACGAUGAGCUGCACUGGAAAACCCCGGAUCAGUUCAACCCUUCCCACUUCCUGGAUGCUGAUGGGAACUUCAUUAAGAGAGAGGCAUUUAUUCCAUUCUCCAUAGGACGAAGGGCUUGUGUUGGAGAAGGACUGGCCAAAAUGGAGCUGUUCCUCUUCUUCGCAGGCUUGCUCCGCAAAUUUGUCUUCCAAGCCCCUCCAGGAGUGGACAAGUCAGAUCUAGAUCUCACUGCUGAUGUCGGCUUCACCCUGAAUCCCAUGCCUCACCUGGUUUGUGCUGUGCCCUGUGAACGAUCAAACGACAGGGAGUUAGUGUAGUGAACACUUCGAGCUUGAAAGCAAGUCUAGUUACAGGGGAAAAAAGCUGUCUGUACGUGAAUUUUAGGGAAAGGGCACUGGGCACUGCUAUUGUCUCUCCUUCAUAUGAUUCCUUACAAAAGCUUUUGUGGUGUCUGCAUAAUGCAAACCCUUCAGACACCCCUGAGAACUGCUCUCAGAAACAGCAUGAUCCAUUCCUGGAACAGCACAUCAGACAUGCAGUUUUCAGGGCUGUUUGGAAGAAUGAAAUGGUUUUGAGCAUCCUCUGUAGAUGUAACCCAUCAGAGGCUCUUGGCUGAGAGCCUCCGCGGGGAAUUUCUCAGCCCGAAGUCCAUGCUAUACAGCAGAGCUGAUUAUCAAUGGCCCAGCUGGAGACAACAGACACUUAAUGGAUCUGGAAAUCUCCCCGGGAUGGUUAUUGAGAUUGGACUCAGACUGAGCUUCCAUUGUGCAACGCAGCCUGCCUUAUCUUUAUCACAGCGUCCCAGACACUUGGGUGUAACAUGGGCUGAUGCCAAGGGCCAGGCAUGGGACGGUUAUCAGGAAACACCUAAGUGGUUUGGGAAGUGGGCUCAUUCCACAUCACACUAGGUGCUUUAUACUGGAGAGCCUGUUUAUGACGGGGCCGAUCUAUCAGCUUUCUGUUUCUGCUAAGAAUGGCAUUUCUACCACUCCCUUGCCUCGUGCUGGCUCUGACACAUGCCUGACCCCUUGCUGGGCCAGCUCAGACACCUAAAUUGGCAGAAAACAAGCAGCCACGGAAAGUGAAGCGUUUCUCAACCAGCACACCUAAAGCCAGACACAAGCCUGAGGCAGGGCGAGGGCUGUGCAGGGGCAGACAGGGAGCAGGACAGCCAUGCUCCCAUCAGAGGGCUGUCAGAGAGCCUCAGCACUCCUCACCUGCACCUCAGGAGCUGUAGCUCCUCUCUGCAUCCACAGAGAGAGAGAGGCUCCUUCAGCGGGUGGUUCAGCUGCCAUGAGGUCUGAAUCACUCCCUCUCCUCUCCUCUGACUGCAAGGUGAAGCAUCAUGCCCUGGCUCCUGAUUCAAACCUUGCAGUCUGAUGCAUUGGGUGUGGUGGGAUGGAUAGGGGCAAGACUGUUUUCCACCUGACUGAAAAUGGGGCUUAAAAUUUAUUGAAAAAGUUACCCUCUGUCUUCAGCUCUUGACAAAACACACAUCCCCUGGCAUUUCAAGCUUUCUCUCCAGACAUUCCUUGUGCCAGGGAUAGGCACAAAAAACCACUGCCAUGGGCUGCCAUGGAAGUUACCCGUGCUCAAUACUCAGCAAGAUCAGGGCCAUCACAACAUGAACUGCAAGCAAAACUUUAGUGCUUGCAGAAAGUGCUAGGUAGGAACCAAUGUCACAAAGAGCUGGUAAGGCUCAUGCUCUGCCAGCAGAGAUCCUGCACCACUGACAAAGGUAAUAGCAUUUUGUAUGUAGUCACUGAAAAAUUAUGUUGAAAAACUGGUAAUAUUGUAAAACUGGAAGAAGAAGCAGGUUAGACCUCAUUACCCAUUCUCUCAUCUGUUCCAUGAACUUGUUGCAUGGGGUCUCCAGAAAGUUGGUGACAUCCCAGGGGCUGCAGCCUUCCCAGAGCAGCUGCUUGAUGAGCACAGUUAAUGAUUUAUCUCAUGCAGCAGCCAUUAUGUGUAGGAACAACAAGUUGUACCUGCAGGGAGGGAAGGUGUGAAAUCUGAGUGAUGGUGCUGGUCAGAGAGGAGCUUCAUUUGUAGAACAGAGGCAGGAAACCAGAUGUGGGCUAGGGAGCGGUGAGUCACUGGCCAUGCUUUUGUGUUGCUCUGGAAGCAGGAAAGGCAAAUUAGGAUGAAAAGAGAAAAGGGAGAACCUGACAGUUACACAGACCAAGGGGGUGGUUGUGGCAAGUCUGUAACAGAACAGCACUGUCAUCUAAACCUGAGCCGUGCUGCAAAUGGAAGAAAGGAGGAACAGACUAUGAAGGGAUGACAAAGCAGGUGCUCUUUGUUCAGCCAAGACACAGAUUCUUCCCAGUAGCUUUAGUUCACAGCUAAAGACAGCACUCUGAUAGUUAUACUGUGCCUUGUGCCUUGUACCAGUACUGCACUGGUACCUGCACUGUAUUGCACUGCUGUUGCACUCGCAUUGUACCUUGGAGCCAGCUCCAGCUUGCAGAUACAUCUCGAGGAGUCUGCUUAACAAGCUCUGUAACACGAAAGCCUUUGCUGCUCUGCUUGCUUACAUUCAUUUUGCUCUUGCUUUAUUUGCAGUCGAACUACUGCAAGCUUGACCUUAGCUCCUACUUAACAAAUAAAUAUUUUGUUCUGUUGCUGUUGAUUUA